AUGGGUAAACGUAGGCGGUCACGUAGUCAAUCGAUUACGAGUGGUGAUAGUGAUUAUAAACGUCGUCGUCGUGGUUCGACACGCAGAUCGGAAUUGCGCGAGUCAUUGCACGUAAUAAUGACGCGAUUAGGUGCGUUAGAGAAUAGGUCUACUAUAACGACGGAGUACAAUGCAGAAACGCCUGUCCAGUCUACGCCUGGAUCUACUGAAAAAAUCGUAGAAGCAAUUCAAUCCUUAAAGUGGGGUAGUUCACGUGAUUAUUAUGUUUCGAAUUUCGACCCUAAUGUGCACGAUGUCGAUUGUUGGUUCGCGGAGGUAGAUAGGGCACAGGUUCUUAAUAAGUGGAGCGAUUCCGAGUGUUUAUCGCGUAUUGGAUUUUGCCUAAAGGGUGAUGCCAAAUCAUGGUUGGACGAUUGGGUCACGUCUGAUAGAACAUGGAGUAAUUUUAAAAACGAUUUUAAGUCCCUUUGUGUCCAAAAGAUUGAUGUGGCAAAUAUUUUAUAUGAGGUGAUGAGCACGAAUUCCGAUGGUUAUGCUACGUACGCCGAAUAUGUGCGUCGUUCUUUAUUGCGUUUAAGGGUAGUUCAAGGUUUGAGUGACGAACUUAUUAGUGCUAUAGUUAUACGUGGUAUAUAUAUACUGAUCCUCAUAUUAAAGCCUCUGCUACAAAUCAUAAUUUGA
Messenger RNA from Pieris macdunnoughi, 681 nucleotides. Lineage: Eukaryota; Metazoa; Arthropoda; Insecta; Lepidoptera; Pieridae. The record is from the annotation of a GenBank genome assembly.